Molecule: messenger RNA, 1899 nt
Organism: Vanderwaltozyma polyspora DSM 70294
Lineage: Eukaryota; Fungi; Ascomycota; Saccharomycetes; Saccharomycetales; Saccharomycetaceae
Product: Pif1 helicase family protein
Exons: 1
Coding region: 1-1899 (632 amino acids)
Biological process (GO): telomere maintenance; DNA repair
Molecular function (GO): DNA helicase activity; ATP hydrolysis activity
Source: RefSeq, a predicted model, not a curated record
AUGUCUCAAUUAAGUGAAAAGGACUCACGGUUUACUCCUAAAUCAUCAUCGACUCCUCCGAAAUCAUCAUCCUCUUCACCACAGAUCCAAUUAUCAGAAGAGCAAGAGAAUAUCAUAGAAUUAGCUAAAAAUGGUCAUAAUAUAUUCUAUACAGGUAGUGCAGGUACUGGUAAAUCGGUUCUGUUGAGAACUUUGAUCGAUGUGAUGAAAUCAAUUCAUGGGCCCGACAGAAUUGCAGUUACUGCUUCAACUGGAUUAGCCGCCUGCAAUAUUGGUGGGUAUACACUUCACUCCUUUGCAGGUAUUGGUUUAGGUGUAGGAGAUGUUAGUUCGUUGAUUAAUAGGGUUAAGCGUUCUAAAAAGCAUAGAGAUCGUUGGCAAACUAUUUCAGUUUUAAUUAUUGAUGAAAUUUCAAUGAUUGAUUCAAAAUUAUUAGAUAACUUGAAUCUAAUUGCACAGAAUAUAAGGAAAAAUAGAUCAAUAUUUGGUGGUAUUCAAUUGAUCUUCUGUGGUGAUUUCUUUCAACUACCUCCUGUAUCUACAAAUGGUAUUACGAAGUAUGCUUUUGAAGCGGAAUUUUGGAAAUCGACAUUUGAUGCUUCAAUUAAUUUGAAAACUGUAUUUAGACAAAAAGGUGAUUUAAAAUUUAUUGAAAUGUUAAAUAAACUACGUACUGGUAAAGUAGAUAAAGAAACUGAACUGGAGUUUAAAAAAUUAUCAAGAGACCUACCAGUAGAUGACAUUAUUCCUGCAGAAUUAUAUUCUACAAGAAACGAAGUUGAAGGUGCAAAUUAUUCAAGACUGCUGUCGUUACCAGGAAAUUCAUUCAGUUAUAAGGCAAUUGAUGGAGGUCAUUUAAAGGAUGAAAUGUUAAGAGAAAAGCUAUUACAAAACUUUUUAGCUCCAUUGGAUCUAAGAUUAAAAGUAGGUGCACAAGUCAUGAUGAUUAAAAAUGUAGAUGAAACUUUGGUAAAUGGUUCAUUAGGUAAAGUUAUAGCAUUCAUUGAUCAUGAUACUUAUGCAUUUUAUGAAACAAUCAUGAACAACUCAGAUUAUUCUUCCUUGGUUGAAUUAGAGGCCUAUAGGGAUAAUAUAAAUUUAUUAAUUCAACAAAGUCGUAAGAAAAUUGACGAUAAUAAUGAAAUGGUAAGGCAAAAAUUUUCAAAAGAACAAUUCUGUAAAACAGAAGAUGAAACUUCGACAGAUGAUCUUCGUGUUAAUGAAUUAGAUGAACUUUUCAAAACUUUCACUGAGCUUUGUACUAAACAUGACCAUAAUAAUAACCAAUAUCUCGAUUUGAAGAGGGAAAUAUUGGGUUUACUUUUGGAGAAUUCAAAUGGUCAAAGAAAACUUCCCUUAGUUAAUUUUAAAACCGCUAAUCUAACUGAUAGAUUAGUUCUUGUGGAACCAGAAGAUUGGGCUAUAGAAGAUGAUAAGGAGAAAGCCUUGGUAUCUAGAGUUCAAUUGCCUCUAAUAUUGGCUUGGUCACUGUCAAUUCAUAAAUCACAAGGCCAGACUCUACCCAAACUAAAGGUUGAUCUUAAAAGAGUAUUUGAGAAGGGGCAUGCUUAUGUUGCCUUAUCAAGAGCUGUUUCAAGAGAUGGAUUACAAGUUUUAAAUUUUAAUGUUUCGAAAAUUAAAAGUCAUGAUAAGGUUGUGACAUUUUAUUCAACACUGUCCACCUCAGAAGACGCUCUACGGAAAUGCUGUAAUCCAAAAGAGAAAAUGAAGCCAAAAAUUACAGCAUUUGGGGUAAAAUCUAAGACGAGUUCAACAUAUAAUUCUUAUUCUUAUUCAAAUAGAGUUGAAAAGAAUAACUCCACUAGAAAUAAGUCAAGUGGUGGUAUAAUUGCUAUGUUGCAGAAAAGAAAUUUAACCUCCCAAAAAUUAAAGAAAUAG